This is a messenger RNA of Truncatella angustata, 877 nucleotides long. RefSeq names its product bola-like protein. Lineage: Eukaryota; Fungi; Ascomycota; Sordariomycetes; Amphisphaeriales; Sporocadaceae. The record is from RefSeq and is a predicted model, not a curated record. The coding region runs from base 138 to 464 and encodes 108 amino acids. Gene Ontology annotation, molecular function: 2 iron, 2 sulfur cluster binding. Gene Ontology annotation, cellular component: cytosol; nucleus. Gene Ontology annotation, biological process: intracellular iron ion homeostasis. The transcript is spliced from 2 exons.
CCUUGGUCAAUGUCAAAAGCCGCCCACGCGACGUCAAGCGCGGGGCAUUUUCACAUGGAGGGGCAGCCUGCUGCAUUUCAUCAUUGGGCGUCGCAUCGCAUUACCAAAAACUUUUGGUUGCAACCGAACAUUUAACCAUGGCUGAGGCAACGAUAACUGAGGCCUCUCUGAAGAGCGCCAUCACAGAGCGACUGAAUGCCGUCCAUGUAGAAAUCACAGAUAUGUCUGGUGGCUGCGGCCAGGCUUUCACGUGCACCAUCGUGUCGCCUCAGUUCGCCGGGUUGAACUCGCUGAAGAGGCAUCGAGCAGUGAACGCGGCGCUCAAGCAAGAGAUAGCAGCCAUACACGCCUGGAGCGCCAAGUGCCAGACGCCGGAGGAGUACGAGAAGACGAAGACACAAGCGGGGUCGAAACCGCCGCUCGACGGUACGGUUGGGGGCCAAGUACAGGGCACGGCUGCGUAAUAGCAGACGUGGCCAGUUAUACGAUUACGAACGGCGUCACCUCUGGGAGAAAAGCAGACGAUAUACAAGCCCACCUACGACCUGGGCUGUAUUCUGCUGGGACUUGCCGAGACAUAGCCCUUGUGAUGGAGAGGCAUCAUACAUAGGCAUCCCGGGACUAAUACCGGUAUAUACGAAAUAAUCCACAAGCUACAAUCACCCAAGAUUUGUGUACUGCGCUAACUCGCGCUCGCGCCCUUGAAAUCAUGUUAUUUUACCCCUGUCCCUAAAAUGUUCUGCUUUUGGUUGAACGGCUACUGGAAGGUGAUGUUGGUGAUGUGAAAACUAACAAAGACCCAUCGAGUAUGUAUGAAACGCACAUCCCUUCCUCCUUAGGAAACUUCGUCGCUGAAUCGUUGUGAUAACUUCGACAU